CGCGAGAAAUUCGUUUGCCGACUUCCGGUUAGCUAUUUGUGUACGGGACGAAGAAACGAAUUGCUGUUGUUCUUUUCAGCAGUCGAUUUAGGAAAUCUUCAACUUGAAAUUUGAAUGCUUGCCGUAUUUAUAAUUUGAACAACAUAUAUACUGAGAUGUCGGAAGACUUGGUGAAACAGUUGAACAGCUACAAAGCCCAGCUACAGCAAGUAGAAGUUGCCUUAUCUACCGAUGAAGAAAAUGAAGACCUCCUUAAACUCCAGAAAGACUUGCAGGAAGUCAUCGAUCUGACAACAGACCUUCUUACCUCACAACCCGCUGAGAGUGCUUCAACUACUAAUAGCUCAGUGACAGCGCCAGUGAAGCAGCGCUGGAAAGUGGGGGACAACUGCCUGGCUGUGUGGAAUCAGGACGGACAGACUUAUGAGGCUGAGAUUGAGGAGAUAGACCGGGAGAAUGGCACCGCAGCCGUGACCUUCGCCGGGUACGGGAAUGCUGAAGUGAUUCCUCUGCAGAACCUCAAGCCAUCCGAGGACGGGAAACGAAAUGCCGACGAUGGGAAGCCUAAAUCAAAGAAAGAACAGAUACGGCAGAGAAUCAGAGAGAGUAUAAGAAGAAAAAAAGCCCAGAAAAAGGUUCUGAGGAUGAAGGGAAUUAGACAGAAGAGGGAGGGAACAAAGUCAAAGUAA
Messenger RNA from Notothenia coriiceps (black rockcod), 689 nucleotides. It is a transcript of the gene smndc1, whose product is annotated as survival motor neuron domain containing 1. Gene Ontology annotation, biological process: mRNA processing; negative regulation of transcription by RNA polymerase II. Lineage: Eukaryota; Metazoa; Chordata; Actinopteri; Perciformes; Nototheniidae. Gene Ontology annotation, cellular component: cytoplasm; nucleus. The record is from RefSeq and is a predicted model, not a curated record. Gene Ontology annotation, molecular function: RNA binding; RNA polymerase II cis-regulatory region sequence-specific DNA binding; DNA-binding transcription repressor activity, RNA polymerase II-specific.